Austrofundulus limnaeus is the source of this 2261-nucleotide messenger RNA. It is a transcript of the gene adck5, whose product is annotated as aarF domain containing kinase 5. The record is from RefSeq and is a predicted model, not a curated record. Lineage: Eukaryota; Metazoa; Chordata; Actinopteri; Cyprinodontiformes; Rivulidae. Bases 82 to 1821 code for a protein of 579 amino acids. The transcript is spliced from 15 exons.
GAAGUAGGUGCUGCAGGCAUCGGCGACCCUUUUGACUUGAUCUCAUGACCGAGGAGCGCGUUUUUAUCAUCCCGUGAAAACAUGGCAAGGGAGACUACUAGAAUGUUAAGAUUAUGCAAUCAUCAUCUGGCGCUUCUACGAAGAGCUUCACGUCAUGGCCUGCCACUGCCAACAGUCAGACCGCUCCACUCAAUCAGGGAGAGGAAACGCAGAGGGCUGGUAUGGAAGACUCUGGUUGGCGUCUCGGUCAUUGUGCCUGUGACAGCAGGGGUCCAGUAUGCUGUGUCAGACCAUCGGCAGAAGAGGAAGAUGAGGAUUGUGAUAGAAGGAUUUGGCCGCUUUUGCAGGUCUCUGUCUGUGGGCGUGUUCAUCUCAGUGGAUUACUGGUGGACCACCAGAGUGACUCUGCGUGGGAUGGAUGAGAGCAGCCCAACCUACCUGAAGGAGAUGUCAGCCUGCCACCAGAGGGCAGCAGAGUGCAUGGUGGAAGGAGCCGUCAGGAACGGAGGAAUAUACAUCAAACUGGGCCAGGGUCUGUGUUCUUUCAACCACCUGCUGCCCCCCGAGUACAUCCAAACACUGCAAGUGCUGGAGGACAAGGCCUUGGACAGAAGGUACAGGGAGGUGGAUGCUCUCUUUCUAGAAGAUUUCAACAAAACUCCGGAGCAGCUUUUCAAAACGUUUGACUACGAGCCCAUCGCUGCGGCCAGCUUGGCUCAGGUUCACAGGGCGGAGCUGCUGGAUGGGACUCCUGUAGCUGUGAAGGUUCAAUACAUUGAUCUCAGGGACCGGUUUGAUGGAGACAUCAGAACAUUGGAGGUUCUUCUGGAUAUCAUCAAAUUCAUGCACCCUACUUUUGGAUUUCGAUGGGUUCUUAAGGAUUUGAAGGGAACCCUGGCUCAAGAGCUGGACUUUGAGAACGAGGGCAGGAACUCGGAGAGGUGCGCCGAGGAGCUGAAGCACUUUCAUUUUUUGGUCGUACCUAAAGUCUUCUGGGAGCAGACGAGUAAGAGGGUGCUGACCGCAGAGUUUUGCCACGGUUGCAAAAUCAACAACGUGGAAGAAAUUAGGCGACAAGGAUUAAGUGUGAAAGACACUGCAGAUAAACUUAUCCGAACAUUUGCGGAGCAGAUUUUCUACACUGGUUUCAUCCACGCAGACCCUCAUCCUGGAAACGUUUUGGUGAGGCAAGGUCCAGAUAAAAAAGUGGAGCUGGUGCUGUUGGACCACGGCUUGUAUGAAUACCUGAGUGAACAUGACAGAGAGGCUCUGUGUAAACUGUGGCGGGCCAUUGUCCUGAGAGAUGAACCAGCGAUGAAGAAAUUCUCCAAUGCUCUGGGAGUCAAAGAGUACUUCCUGUUCUGCGAGAUGCUGCUGCAGCGCCCCAUCAACAUGCGGACGGUGGGUCUGUCCAACAUCCUGAGCAGAGAGGAGACGGCCUACAUGCGCCAAAUGGCCCUGGAGCGCUUCGGAAACAUAAUGCAGGUGCUCAAGUCCAUGCCCCGACCCAUGCUGCUGGUCUUCCGCAACAUCAACACGGUCCGGAGCAUCAACAUCACUCUGGGAGCACCAGUGGACCGCUACUGUGUCAUGGCCAAGAGUGCUGUUCGUGGCUGGGGGAAGAUCCAGGCUGAGAAGACGGGACUCUUACCCAGACUGAGGAUCUUCAGCUGGUGGAAGACCACAUGGGAGAGCUGGAAGUUUGAAGUGGCUUUAAGGUCAGAGAUGCUCGUCAUGAACCUGACGCGUAAAUUCCUGAAGCUGAUGGAGGUUUUGGGUCUCAUGAAGCUGGACGCCGACUUGUACGAUUACCUCAGAUAGUACCUGAACGCAACGCUGUGGAGAAAGGAGCCGUUCCACGCACAAGUGAACGCAGCGCAACACCAGGCCGGUCCAAACUCUGCUGGUUCUGCUCAAACAGAACCACGGGACUGUAAAGCACCAUGACACACCACUUCUGUUCAGGACAUACUCAGAGGCUUUAAACGCUCGGUGGCGCCCCCUGCUGAUCACACAGGAACUUAGUCAAUAUUAAUACAAAUGUAAGGUUUAAUAUUUGUCUGGUUAUAAAAGGUCAGAACAGAACAGCUAUAACUUGUUUAAAUUUCUGGUUUAAAGUUGGUAAGAAAGUGGAAAUAAAUAAACUUGAACUGAACACAACCACAAAAAGGACAUUUCUUGUGUUGACUGUGUUUUCUGCUUCACACUGAAUUUGAAAUGUUGGUGUAAAAAGAAUCAAAUAAAAUCAAAAGUAAUUCUCA